GGCUAAUACAAAAUUUGAGCGGGCCUUAGUCGUUUUGUCACGGUCCUUUGUUACUCCCACUGGUACAAACUGACCGCGCUUCUCAGGAGAUUCGCAUGACUUCGCUUUGCACAAUGCUGUGCCAAGAAGAAGGUAACCAGAAAAUUGAUGCAUAUCUCAACUCAUUGGGGUUCUGGAGGAAGCAGAUCGCCGCUGAUGGCUCCUGCUUGUUCAGAGUGGUUUCUGAGCACGUGUACAACACGCAGACGAAACAUGAAGCUGUACGACGAGCAUGCGUGCAACAUUUACGUGAGAACAAGACCACUUAUGCAAAGUACCUUGAUGGGGACUUCGAGAACUACCUGUUGAAUAUGGAAAAUGUGAAGGUCUGGGGCGGCCAUUUGGAGAUGCAUGCUAUGGCAACACUUUACAAGAAAGACUUCGUGAUCUUUGACAGCCCAUCCAGAAGUCCCUACUACGCAACAGAAAAUAGCUUCCAAAGUGUGGUGAUGUUGUGCUACACCCAUGGUAAUCACUAUGAUGCCGUCUACUCAAAACAAGAACUUGAUGCUGCAGCAUUCUGCCAAUCCAUUUUGUACAAAAUUUUGUACAAAAAUGUUUUUGAGAUGGGAGACGAUGUUGACUUGGCAGUCGCAAAGAUGCUCCAUGACAAGAAAUCCUUCAAGCACAGGAAGCACAUGAACUUUGAGCAGUGGAAAGAGUGUGUAAAGUUUGGCAUAGAGACCAACGUCCUUCCUGAAGAAGAACAGGCCACUGCUUCUGAAGUGGCGACUGCAUUGGCCAACCGAAUAGCCCCAUUCCCAUUUAAAGUUGCCAAGGCUUUGGACCCGACAAUCUACAGGAAUGUUGAAUAUGACAACUGGAAAGAGGCAGAGAAAGAGAAGAUGCGCAGUGAACAACUCGUGAUUCCAGACUUGAAGCCUGGAGUUAAAUGUUUGGUGCAGAUGUCUAACGACUUAGAAGGCCACAGCACUUCAUUCCAAGCUCACAUUCAACAUGUGGAACCGGAUGAAGGACUUGCCACAGUUUUCGUUGAAAGGCUGGGGAAAAUGUGCACAGUCCCAUAUGACAAAGUUCAGGCACUGCCCCUGCCAGCGCACAAAGUAUUGACUUCGUGCGAAGGGCCUGUUCCACACCAGCUGCAGGGUUGCCUCUACCAGCAGACGUUGCUGCCAAGCGUUCAAGAUCUUCCGGAGUCGCAGUGCAGACUUGCACGCAAAGGGAAGGCCAAGGACCUCUCCUUGUGGCUGCCUACAGUGGUCACUGGAGCACAUCCGCCCCUGGACUUAUCUCUUCCGCAGCCUUCGAAUGUCAGUUGCUCACCUCCUGAUGACCAGGUGAGGUUCCCUUUGAGCCCCUCAUCGCCCAUGGACACCAGCCGAUCAGUUUGGACCCAUCCUGCACGAAUGUUGGCACCUGGCAGCCCCUGUUCAUUUCCUCAGGAUUCCAGUGUUUUGAGCCCUGGUAGCCAAACCCAACUCCCAACAGCUCACCGUGCUGAAACACCAUACUCUGGCAACUUUACCACUUCUAUGUUUGACCAGUGUAUCCUUGGUCAACCUGCGCACACAGAAAGAGGGUUUCUGAGCGCACCACUGCCUUCAUCUUAUGACUGUGUUUCUGCUCCUUCCUUCACUUACGCUGCCCCCUGUCCAGACGUGAUGUGCAGUCCACCACCAUGCACCACUCCAGAUGCCCGUGCCAAUGAUACCCCUCUGCCAUAUGGCCAGGAAGUUGUGACUGUGCAGCAUCCACAGCAGCAGCAGUUCGUCACCUCCUACUUUCCAGUGCCCCUUGCUAACGCCGUAUUCUCCUAUGAGCCACCAGCACCCACUGUUAACCUGGCUGCUCAGCGCUCUAAUGACCCCGAGGGCCGUGACCUACCCAGUGAUGUGCCAACUCGCCGGUUCUUCUACAACAUUGGCCGUGACUACUUUUGGACAUACGGCACCACUCUGCAACCAUUUGCGUUCCAAUCAACACAGGGCUACAAUAGCAACUUCAACAUGACCCAUGUGCCAUAUGUGGUUGACUCCAGCAUGGUCAUGCCUGAUGUCAGAUGCAGUACGUCAGGAUCUGCAGCAACCACAAGCAGCUUCACUGGAGGUCUGGAUGGAGACGGCUCCCCCUCCUCCUCAUAACCGGUCUUUGGCACUGUUGGAAAUGGAAGUCCUUUGGGCAGCUCACCAUCCCUCAGCUAAAGAAUGUCACCAGUUGCUUCACAAUCUCCGACAGACCACACUGUUUUGUUUGAUAUUGUGGUAGGUCAAGAAUGUUUUUUCUAUGUGCAGUGCACAGGCACGAUCUCAUUUGUUACUGCCCUCACUCUAGUCAUUUGAAAAUUCUGUUUUACUGCAACAUAUUGUCUGAUACUUUUCUGUAUCUGUGGUCAGUGACAGUGCCACUCUGAGAUGACUGCAGCCAUUUGUGUGCGCCUUGUCACACUUGAAGUAUAUACGAUCAACACAUACCACCACUACUUAGCCAUUGUUUAAUAUUAUUGCAUGUAUUGGCAGUUGUUGCAGUAGUAUUUUUCUUGACAUGGUGGAUUGCAUUUCUCUGCACAUGUGAGUGCAGAGCGGGUGGUUGUCAAAAUACCAGCACACUUUACUGGUAUUUAGGAAUAUAAGCCUUGCUUAUGUUGUGGAACUUUGUGCAGUAGUUAUUGUUGUAUGUUGUGGGCUGUUUUGUUUGGCAGCUUAAUGCCAAUGUCAUCAUUGUUGGUAGGAGGUAUGAGUGAAAGCAUUAAGCUUUACUGUGAUAGCUAAUAUAGACAUUAGGUCAUUAGUCAUUCUCUGGCACUGUCUGUCCAUCAAAGCUCCUAGUCAGGCACACCACUUUAGCACUGCCAUGCUGCAGCAUUUGAACAUUGCUAUUUUUAAGUAUGUAUUUACAGCCUUACUCUUGCAAGGUAUUCAAAAGUGGCAGUGCAAUACUUUGGCCGUUCUUGAAAGUGCAGCAUAUUUUAGUCACAUCUAGUCUUUUAAAGUUUUGGGAUUACUGUAAACUUCUGAUGAUCAGCAAAUAUGAUCUUCAGAUUUCCAUAGCCCAUAGUAUCUUGUCAUGUCUUUCAAAAAUGCAGAAGUUUGUUUUGGUUGGCGACGUUGUUGCUCCACUCAAUUCAAUUGCUGCCUUAUUCCUUCAGGGAUCUUCCAUGCAUAACUUGUACAUGAAAUCAGCAAAUUGACAGCAUGUGUAUCUAUUGUGCUCAACCAUUGUCUCAAGCCGCUGACCUAACUCUCAUUGAGUUAAGUUCUUCAGCAACUGCAUUUUUUCACAAUGUUUCUUGUAGCAUUAUAAUCUGUCUGGAUUACUCUUUAGUCAUUAGUCAAGCCUUGCUCUUACAUUUGUAUCGCACAUCUCAUGCUCCCACCACUAUCCAUGAUCUCUUUGCCCCUCUUCUUGUUGUCUAUCCUACAUCCUAUAUUCACAUAUUUUUUGGUAUCCAUUGAUUUAAAAUGUUCUUUUGCCUCCUGUGAGCAGGUCACUCACUCAUACUUAUCAUUUGGCAUGCAUACCUGUGUUACUAAUUGAAUUCCUGCCGAAUGAGAUUAAAAAAGUAGGGUAAACAAGUGCAUUACCUUGUCUCAGCCAUGCUGUGGUUACAAAUUGCCCUUGUGUUCAUGGCACCACGUACCUGGACUUGUUUUAUGUUUCUUUUCCUCUUGGUCAUCUGCAAGGUACCAGCUCAUGUCUUAACCAUUCAUAACCAGUUUAUGAGGCAUUGUUGUUACCUCCAAACGUUGAGGUUCAAAUGCCACUGCUGCUUUCUUUUUCAUGUUGAGGUGUUCAACAAUAUGAAGUAUUUUGAGGUCUAGCCUGUUUUAUUUUGCUUCUUUUUAACCAAUAAUUUACUCUACAUAGCUUUGAAUAUUUUGUCUUUUCCUCAAAAGAGAUGUUUGCUUCUUAGCGCCUGUUUUUUAACAAACUCGUGGCAAAAUAGAUGCCAUUGAUGCCCCACUUUUUCAAUUUGUCUGUCUCUCAAGAACUGAGGCAUAUAUCUCGCAACCAUUGUUUUACCUAUUUUAACCUGUUUCAUUGUUUUGUUUGUUGUUAAUGAACACAACUGUCAUCCCACUAGGGUGGUUUCAAGCCUUUUUAGAUUUGUUAACGAUGAAAAAAAAAGGACAAAGUCACUUUUUUUUCUUUGUGCAGUAUUUCUUACUAACCAGAAACUGCCAUGGCCACUAUUGACUUCUGGAUCAUUGCUGUACAUUUUUUUUUUUUUUUUUUUGCCUCAUGAAUGGAGGCAUGCAUUUCACAGCCAUUGUAUUUCCUAUUUAAACCUGUUUCAUUGUUUUGUUUGUUCAUUAAUAAAAAUUUUCAUCCCACCA
Messenger RNA from Dermacentor andersoni, 4334 nucleotides. RefSeq names its product UDP-N-acetylglucosamine transferase subunit ALG13-like. The record is from RefSeq and is a predicted model, not a curated record. Lineage: Eukaryota; Metazoa; Arthropoda; Arachnida; Ixodida; Ixodidae. Gene Ontology annotation, molecular function: cysteine-type deubiquitinase activity; K63-linked deubiquitinase activity. Gene Ontology annotation, biological process: protein deubiquitination.